Molecule: messenger RNA, 1569 nt
Organism: Vicia faba (fava bean)
Lineage: Eukaryota; Viridiplantae; Streptophyta; Magnoliopsida; Fabales; Fabaceae
Source: the annotation of a GenBank genome assembly
AUGGCGGAAGCAGACAUCGACCACCACAACUCACCCGAGCACGAGGACCAAAUCAAUGACAGUAAUACGAAAAAGAAGCACCGCAAGAGAAAAAGAUCUCGUAAAUUGGCACAGGAAGUUGAAAGAGAACAAGAGAAUAACGAAACCGCGGAAUCUGAAGAGGAGAAGGAUGAUGAACAUCAACAAGAAGAAGAACACGGUGAUGGCGUCGAUGAAGAAGAGAAUAAACCGGAGAACACCGUAUCGUCUGGAAUUAUGAGCACCGAGACAUUUUCUUCAUUAGGUUUAUCUCAACCUACUUCUAAGUCUAUUACUGAUAUGACUUUCACCCGAAUGACUCAGAUUCAAGCGAAAGCUAUUCCACCACUAUUGAUGGGAAAAGAUGUUCUUGGUGCUGCAAGGACAGGUGCUGGAAAAACACUUGCAUUUUUAGUUCCAGCUGUCGAAUUGUUGUACAACGUUCAGUUCACACCUCGUAAUGGAACUGGUGUUGUUGUUAUUUGUCCAACUAGAGAGCUUGCCAUUCAGACACAUGCUGUGGCAAAGGAACUACUCAAGUAUCAUUCGCAAACACUUGGAUUGGUUAUUGGGGGUUCCGCUAGAAAGGGAGAAGCUGAGCGCAUUGUUAAAGGGGUAAAUCUGUUGGUUGCAACACCUGGCCGUCUUCUUGACCACCUUCAGAAUACAAAAGGAUUCAUAUAUAAAAACUUGAUGUGUCUCAUUGUUGAUGAAGCAGACAGGAUAUUGGAAGCAAACUUUGAGGAAGAGAUGAAGCAGAUCAUUAAUAUACUUCCAAAGAAAAGACAAACAGCUUUGUUUUCAGCCACACAAACAAAGAAGGUUGAAGAUCUUGCCCGCUUGUCUUUUCAGACACCUCCUGUCUAUGUUGAUGUAGAUGAUGGGAGAAAAAAGGUCACAGUGGAAGGAUUGGAACAGGGCUAUGUUGUUGUUCCCUGUGCCCAGCGUUUUGUUGCUCUAUAUACAUUCUUGAGGAGAUUUCAAUUAAAAAAAGUGAUGCAUGCCCGAACAACUACCUUCUUCAACUUCUGCAAAGCAGAAAAGGGGAUCUUGCUCUGUACUGAUGUUGCUGCUCGUGGACUCGACAUACCUGAUGUGGACUGGAUUGUGCAGUAUGAUCCACCAGAUGAACCAAAGGAAUAUAUCCACAGAGUUGGUAGAACUGCUCGUGGAGAAGGUGGAAAAGGAAAUGCUCUACUUUUCCUGAUUCCUGAAGAAUUGCAAUUUCUUCGCUAUUUGAAGGCAGCAAAGAUUCCUGUGAAAGAGUAUGACUUUAAUGAUAAAAAGCUUGCAAAUGUACAAUCGACACUGGAGAAGAUGGUGGGCACCAUUUAUCAUUUGAACACUAUGGCUAAAGACGCAUAUAGGUCAUAUAUAUUAGCAUAUAAUGCACAUUCUAUGAAGGAAAUAUUCAAUGUUCACCGCCUUGAUUUACAGGCUGUUGCUACUUCAUUCAGUUUUACAAACCCACCGAAGAUAAAUCUGAACAUAGAUAGCAAUGCUUCAAAGCAUAGGAAGAAAAUUCAAAAAGUGGAAGGAAGAAGACGUUGA